Molecule: messenger RNA, 2489 nt
Organism: Salarias fasciatus (jewelled blenny)
Lineage: Eukaryota; Metazoa; Chordata; Actinopteri; Blenniiformes; Blenniidae
Product: serine/threonine-protein phosphatase PP1-beta catalytic subunit-like
Exons: 8
Coding region: 33-1016 (327 amino acids)
Cellular component (GO): cytoplasm; nucleus
Molecular function (GO): protein serine/threonine phosphatase activity
Source: RefSeq, a predicted model, not a curated record
GCAGCCUCCUCGAGCCUGCGAGUAUCACAAACAUGGCGGAAAGCGAACUGAACGUUGACAGCCUCAUCUCUCGAUUACUGGAAGUGCGAGGAUGUCGUCCUGGAAAGAUGGUACAGAUGACAGAGGCUGAGGUGCGAGGGCUCUGCAUCAAGUCCAGAGAGAUCUUCCUCAGUCAGCCGAUCCUCCUUGAACUGGAGGCUCCUCUCAAAAUCUGUGGCGAUAUCCACGGACAAUAUACAGACUUGCUGAGGCUAUUUGAGUAUGGGGGCUUCCCUCCGGAGGCCAACUAUCUGUUCCUGGGAGAUUACGUGGACAGAGGGAAGCAGUCGCUGGAGACCAUCUGCCUGCUGCUGGCCUACAAGAUCAAAUACCCAGAAAACUUCUUUUUGCUCAGGGGGAACCACGAGUGUGCCUCCAUCAAUCGCAUCUACGGCUUCUAUGACGAGUGCAAGCGCAGGUUCAACAUAAAGCUGUGGAAGACGUUCACAGACUGUUUUAACUGUCUGCCCAUUGCGGCAAUCAUUGACGAGAAGAUCUUUUGCUGUCAUGGAGGACUUUCACCUGACCUGCAGUCUAUGGAGCAGAUCCGGCGUAUUAUGAGACCCACUGACGUCCCAGACACAGGCCUGCUGUGUGACCUGCUGUGGUCGGACCCAGACAAAGACGUGCAGGGCUGGGGGGAGAACGAUCGGGGAGUCUCUUUCACUUUUGGGGCCGAUGUGGUCAGCAAGUUCCUCAACCGCCACGAUCUGGACCUAAUCUGUCGAGCACACCAGGUUGUUGAAGACGGCUACGAGUUCUUUGCGAAGCGGCAGCUGGUGACGCUGUUUUCUGCCCCCAACUACUGCGGGGAGUUUGACAACGCGGGAGGAAUGAUGAGCGUGGACGAGUCUCUCAUGUGCUCCUUUCAGAUCCUGAAGCCCUCGGAGAAAAAAGCCAAGUACCAGUACGGAGGGGUGAAUUCAGGGCGUCCUGUCACCCCCCCUCGUACCACUCAGGCGCCUAAGAAGAGGUGAGCGGCCGGCUCUGAGCCCCCCCCCCCCUCCCCCACCGGCUGGUCCCUGGCCCACGUCCCUGCAAGCUGCCUCAAACACUCCAGCCUUCUCUCAGUCAGCUUGUUCAUGGAUCAAUAGUUAAAAACUUCCAGAGUGUUUUUUGCUUGUUCUGUGGGUAUUUUUAUGAACAUGUGAGUGGUAUAGUUUUCUGUUUCCCCUCCCGCCCCCCUCCCCCCCCUUUUUUUUUUUUUGAUGCCAUGAUCUGUAUUUACUAAGCGCUCGCGUCUUCUGUCUCAGCCCAUUCAGGGAUGUUAACACCAACCUGUUGCGGAAUGGAGAGGAAGCUUCUUUGCCUUCAGAUUAACUAUUUCCAUUGUGGUUUUGUGAAUUCAUGCACGCUUGAAAUAUGAGAUUUCUCCAGGCCAGUAAAAAACCUGCCGAUUAUCACGACCGACAGGUCCAAGGUUUUUCCCGUCUGACUUCUACAUCAGCUCUGUUACGUUACACCUGGUCCACGUGCCGCCUGUUGAAUGAGUAACGGCUGCUUCCCAAAACGACGGGAAGCAACAGGAAAACCCGACUCUGUUCAAAUCGGUCAAACCCAGCCUCCACAUCUUAAUACAACACUUUGUUUUAGUCACACAAACCUCAGUGGGAAAGUAGAAGUGAAGCUCAGAUAUCUGGAUUCUCCCCCUGGUGGCUGUUUGAUGCAUUGGUCAUAAAUCCCUUUGUGUGAACUAAAAUAUCAAAGUGCGUCUCUUUUCCAUAAUCCACACGUGAUUUCUUUCAUUUCAUGUCACCUUCAUCAGGAUAUGGGGUUAUUUGAUCUGGUGUUUGGUAAGGUUGAAGAGCGGGUGUCGUCUGUCUUCAUGUACAGUUUAUAGUCCUAGCCAAGAACUAGUUGAGUAAAAUGGUGCAGUGUUGUAUUUCACUUUUCAGGGUUCCAAAAGUACACAUGGGUGCGUUUAUUAAUGAGCCUCAAAGCAGUGGUUGGUUGGAGUUUGUGUAAUUUGAACAGAGUCGAGCAUUUCAUUCCCUCAUUCUUCCCACCGCCCUGCGACAGGCGGCAGUGAUGUGUGUAAUCAAACAGAGCAGCGGAGUCGGCAAACUGUGGAAUAAAACGACUGAGAAGAAUUCCUACGUCACUUUAACCGGUUGAAAAUCACCCCGCGACUCCAGAAUGUUUCUCUCCACGCGGAGAUCUCGAUAAAAUCUGAAGAUUUUGACUAAGUGCAAUAAUCAUUGCUCGAAAUCUUGCUAUGCGCAAACCUAAGUAUUUUCAAAGGCUAGUUAAUAAGGACACAGUCGACCUAUGCUACGACUCCAGGAGGGCAUCAUGUACACCUGAUGCUCUUCGUUAGAUCAGUGUUUUGAGCCUUUUUCUUUUUCAUAACCAGUUGUACACAUUUUCUAUUUAUCACAUCACCGAGUGAGCAUCUGUGGUUAUUCAAGAAUUUUUAUUGAUGGAAUAAAUCAGAGUAAUCUGCAAUGCAA